AUGUCACGCACACUUGAAUAUGAACAAAACACCGUCACCGUCAACCAAGUUGCAACCGGAAAAAGAAUACAAGACAAGCCAGAGUGGAAUGUGACAAUCGCCAAUCCACAGACAUGUACUCUGUGGGCAGUGAAAUUAUCUUGUCCUGGAUUUCAAACCGUUGAAAAGGUUGAUCCUUUGAUCCUGUCGAAAUCCGGAGAUAUAUGCACUAUCAACAACGAUUUACCUAUCUAUGGAUACACAUCAAUCAACUUCACAUAUGCUUGGGACCAUAUAUUUCCAAUGAAACAAGUUUCCUCCAAAGUAGCAUGUUCUUGA
Molecule: messenger RNA, 318 nt
Organism: Ilex paraguariensis (yerba mate)
Lineage: Eukaryota; Viridiplantae; Streptophyta; Magnoliopsida; Aquifoliales; Aquifoliaceae
Source: the annotation of a GenBank genome assembly